UCCACUCCAAUGAACCGAUUUCAACCAAUAUUAUAGUAAUGCAUGUUAUAAAAUGUUAUAAUACCGUGGUGCAAUCACAACGAGUGUAGGAUUAUUUAAGAGCUCGCGUCGCGUUCUAGCUCGCCGCGUCGCGUCGCGUUCCUCCUGCGCAAAUCUUGGGUUGCCGGUUGCCAUGGUUUCCCGCAUCACAUGCGCGGCUUUCCUGUAGCCAGCAGCGCAGGGGGGGGAGAAAAAAAAAGAUGCCAGCUCUCGAAUUCCCUGCCAUUUUUACGCCCGCGUAUUAGAGGACGCGCUCGGACACGAGAGGAAACAGACGCAGAUGGUGGAAUAGCGAGAAAUCCGUCGCGUUCCCUCUGACGCGUUUGCGGAUCAUUCUUCUCAGCUGACGCGGCGAAACGGGACCGACCGCUGGAACGUUACGCGCAAGAUCGGGCCGAAUUCACCGCGCACAUUUCACCGUCAGGAAAUGAGUAUAGAAAUCCCCGAGGGCUUAACGGAGCUUCUGCAGAGCUUUACCGUGGAGGUCCUGAGGAACCAGCCGGGCGAUCUGCUGGAGUUCGCGCUGCAGUACUUCACGCGUCUCAAGGAGAACGAGAGCCGCGGCGGCGCGUUCGGCAAUGAGCACGGUCCGGCCGCGCGAGCGGGGAAAGCCGUCAACUUCAUCGAGGAGGCCAUGCAGAUCGACUCCGAAAACGGAGAGGACGAGGACGACGAUGAAGAAUUCGUAGCUCCGGUUAUCAACAGAUUUGUCCGGAGAGCUUCUGUUUGUGCGGAGGCGUAUAACCCUGAUGAGGAUGAAGAGGAGAGAGAACCCAGGGUCACUUACCCCAAAACAGACGAGCAGAGACAGAGACUACAGGAAGCCUGCAAAGACAUCCUACUGUUCAAAAACCUGGACCAGGAGCAGAUGUCUCAAGUCUUGGAUGCCAUGUUUGAGAAGGUAGUGGUGCCCGGGGAGCACAUAAUCGACCAAGACGACGACGGAGACAACUUCUACGUCAUCGAGAGAGGGACGUUCGACAUCAUGCUGAAAGCGGAGGGCACCACGCGGACCGUGGGCUCUUACGACAACCGUGGGAGUUUUGGAGAGCUGGCCCUCAUGUACAACACGCCGAGGGCCGCCACCAUCGUCGCUACCUCACCUGGAGCCCUGUGGUGCCUCGACCGGUUGACAUUCAGAAGGAUCAUCGUAAAGAACAACGCGAAGAAAAGACGAAUGUACGAGGCUUUCAUCGGGACUCUUCCACUGCUCACGUCGCUGGAGGUUUCAGAGAGAAUGAAGGUCGUCGAUGUCUUGUCGACCAAAGUGUACAACAGCGGAGAACAGAUCAUUGCUCAGGGUGAUUUGGCAGAUUGUUUCUACAUCGUAGAGUCAGGACACGUUAGGAUCACGAUGAAGAGGAGCAAAUCGAAAAACGACACGGAAGACGAAGAGGUGGAAAUCGCCACAUGCUCCCGAGGCCAGUAUUUCGGAGAGUUGGCGCUCGUCACCAACAAACCACGGGCAGCUUCUGCGUAUGCCAUGGACAACGUCAAAUGCUUAGUAAUGGACGUGCAGGCGUUUGAGAGGUUAUUAGGCCCCUGCAUGGACAUCAUGAAACGAAACAUAGCCAAUUACGAGGAGCAGCUGAUCACGCUCUUCGGGAGUCACAUCGCAAUAGAGGAGCCGAAUGCAUGAAAUCAGUUAAUCAAUAAACACCGCAAACCUAAAAUGCAACGUGAAACGAUGAGAAAAUGGUAAGUAGAGAGGCCUGUCAUCAUGGUGGAGAAAUCGUGUUAAACUUAGGUCAUAAGCUUGAAGUCAUUGUUUUGCGUUCACAGAUGUGCGUCAAUGAUCAUGACUUUUUUUUUGGUUUUUUGACGUGAUUGGAGCGCUUUCCUCCAGGGUACUCGAGGUUUAUGGGAGACUCCUCGGGGGAGGUUAUUCGGUUUGGGGAUUUGGUACUGGUGCGUUUAUCGAAUUUUUCUCGUUUUUUUUUGCGUUCCUUUCACAUGCUGCAUCUUUUUACGCCGAGACUGCAUUGUUAUGCCAUGCACAGCACAGUAAUAUGUUCAUUUAUUCUCUUAAAAGGUACACUUCUGAAUUUUAAAAUCUGCUGCUGAGCAUUCGUCGGUGUUUUCAGUGUCAUUUUAUUUUUUACUGAGAGCCGCCGUUUUUUGACUAAGCGCGCAUUCUGCAUUUGAGCUUCAUCGAUUGCAUCUUGUUAAAAAAAAUGUGAAUAAGUAUUUAUAACGACUACAUGGCAGAGUUUAAAGUCAACAUGAAAACUAAACCGAACAUAUUUACUUAUAGCACAUUGAUAAUUAAUACGUUUGUAUUAAAAAUUGCAUUGUGACCCAUUUUUUUUAACCAUCCAAUCAAUUCUGAUGAAUAACAUCAGGUCCUACCUAUUUUUCUUGUUGAAUAUCCUGUUUAACUCACGAUUACUUCAGAUCACAGAAGUAAAAUGAGUUGCAGACUGUUUCAUGUUGACUUUUGUACUCAAAUUUUCACGAGUUAGCAAACUUUCAAAUCGCUCGAGAAUACAAUACGAGAAAAGGAGACAGAGGUGCGUAGAAAAAGACUUGAUUACGCAGAAAAAUGAAAAUGCAGUCUGAAUAUUAUUGCACUUUGAUGCCGGUGUGAUGAAAAUACCUAAUUUAAUGAGCCAAAAAUGAAAAUGUGCUCACCCUCAGGCCAUUCAAGGUGUAGAUGAGUUUGUUUCUUCUCGUAUUUCUCAGAAAUGUUGCAUUACAUCACCCGCUCAUGAGGUGAAUGGGUGCCGUCAGAAUGAGAGCUAAAGGAAAAUAAUCAUCUCAUCUGAAUUGGGUGGAUUACUGCGAUGUUUUUAAUCAGCCGUUUGGACGGCACCCAUUCGCGAGCAAGUGAUGCAGUUUCUCCAAAUCUGAGAAGAAACAUAAACUCAUUUAGAUCUCGGGUUGGCCGGAGGGGGCGUAGAUUUUCAUUUCUGGGUGAACUUGAGGUUGCACGUGUUUUCGGUUCUUGUUUUUGCACAAUCUUUUAGAAAAACUCCUCACCGUCACAUACAAACGUAGGCAUCGUGUAUCUUCAGUUUUAAAAUGGUGUAGCACAUUUCUUUUUAUGAAUUGUUCACAUUUUUUUGAAUAUCUAAAGCAUUUCACGAUGUAUUCAACAUGCACAAAUUGUAAAUUCACGUUGGUUUUCUAGAUGCUGAAAACGUUACCAAUGACAUUUGCUCUCUCUGAAGAAGCCUGAAUGAUUCCUCUCUUUUCCUGUGUAUAUUUUUGAGUUACGUUUACGUUGGUAGCUUUUGGCAUUUUGAUAAUGUUCUUCAAAACGCUCGCUUUAUUCUUCAUUUCUGCAGUAUUUGGACACUGUUUUUCUCUUAUCUCUUGAUGUAUGAGAAGUCCGUCCUUGUUGAUUGGAUCUUUUGCUUCACAGCGAGUCAUAUGCAUUACUAGUAGUAUCCAUUUCUUCCUAAAACAUUAUUGAAUUCAUUACUGUCUACCUCUAAUAUGAACAGCUUAGCCUUCAUCGCCUCUUCCCGUGUAGAUCCCCGCAGGUUCGUCUGUUGGUAAACUAACCUGUAGUGAAUCCCUAAACCAUAUCUGUGUGUCAAUGUAACUUUACACCAUUUCCACCCUCUUUACCGGGGGAAAAAAAGACUUUUAAUUGCCAAUCAGUGCUCAUUCUGUACCAUUUCUGUGUGAAUUUCUGCCGCAUUGAGAAGUCGCUAAUGCUUUUUAUGUCCUGAAAAUGGAUCAAAGGUCUACAGUCUCUUGGUGCAAGAGAGCCCAGUACUAUACCGUCAGUUAUAUUUGACUUUCCAUUCAAAUAAAGAACAAUUUUGUAUUUAAAAA
Puntigrus tetrazona (Sumatra barb) is the source of this 3822-nucleotide messenger RNA. RefSeq names its product cAMP-dependent protein kinase type II-beta regulatory subunit. The coding region runs from base 467 to 1678 and encodes 403 amino acids. The transcript is spliced from 11 exons. The record is from RefSeq and is a predicted model, not a curated record. Gene Ontology annotation, biological process: regulation of protein phosphorylation. NCBI's taxonomy places the organism in Eukaryota, Metazoa, Chordata, Actinopteri, Cypriniformes, Cyprinidae. Gene Ontology annotation, molecular function: cAMP-dependent protein kinase regulator activity. Gene Ontology annotation, cellular component: cAMP-dependent protein kinase complex.